GGUGGGCACUCAGGGCUCCCCAGCACCCUGGGCAAGCUGGGGAAGGAGAGAGCUGUGCUCCUGAGGAGGGGGGCAAACCCCAUCCUUGGGGGCUGCCCUGCACCAGCACGGCCUGCUUAUGGGGACAAUAAAAUAACGGGGCACCGUAAGGGGGUGUCCCCAGCACCUGGUGCCCAGCUGACGAACGCCUCCCCGUGCCAGCAGGGUUGGCCAGAGCCGUGCCAGCUGAGCAGCCCGGCUUCGUGGACUUCAGCCCCCAGUUAAAGUCCUGCUGGGGGCCACGGGGGAGCUGGAGGGGACGGUUUUCCAGCAGCCUGCUGGGGAGCAGGAACCAGAUGGAUUUGGGGGGACUGGAAUGAGGGAGAUGCAAACUCCAUGUGGGAAAAGCAGGGGAGGGGUUCCCACAGCACAGGCAUUUCUCUUCCGCUUCCCAUGCAGGGAGGUGAGGGUGAGCAUCCCCCUGCCCUUGUCAAUGACCCCCUUGGACCAAAAUACUCUUUUUUUGUUGUUGUUUUGUUUUGUUUUUCCCCCUCCCUGCAUGCCCCAGGCUGAGCAGUGCUCCGCAAGCCCAGUGGCAAACUGUGGCCAUCUCCUGCCCCAGUGACUCAUGCCCAGGUGACAGCUGGCAGGUGACAGGGCGCUGCUCCUGCCUUGCCCUCCUCCUUCAGCCCAUGCUGACGCUGAAUCGAAGGAGCACUCGGGGCUCAGCCUCCAGCCCGAGCUCCCCGUUGGAGCCGUGGGGGUUUAGAGGCCACUAAUGCUCCCGAGGAGAUGCCCCAGCGCGGCGCAGGCCAGGCAAAGCCGGGCUCUCAUCAUCGUCAACACCGAUUUCUGCAGCAGUGCCGGCGAUGUGGUGCUCGGGACCCGGAGGGGAGCCAAGAGGGAAGCGGAGAAGCUUUCGGAGGCACUCUCAGAGCUCAACUACAAGGUGAAGCUGAUGCACAACAGCACGGCCAAAGAGAUGGAAGACCUUUACCAGCAAGAGUGCAGCCGCGAGCACGGGGAAUUCUUUGUGAGCAUCAUCUCCAGCCACGGGGAGGAGGGGGCCGUAUUUGGCUCUGACUGCAAGCCGCUUCAGCUGACCCGGAUCUUCCGAAUUUUGUCACCGCAGAAUUGCCCGGUGCUCGCCGAAAGACCUAAAGUCUUCUUUAUCCAGGCCUGCCGGGGGGGGCAGCUGGACCAGGGGGUGUUUUUGGAGACUGACAGCGGGCAGCCGGAGCCGUGCAGCUUCUCGGAGUACCUCCGCAUCCCUCCCAACACCGCCGUCAUGUUCGCCUGCAGCCCGGGCUACGGAGCCUUCCUGAACCCCUCGGGAUCCAGCUUCCUGCAGGCGCUGCUCAGGGCGCUGGACGGGGAGGAGCGGGGCCUGGCCCUCAGCCGCCUGGCCACCCGGCUCAACGGGGACGUGGCCCUGCGCUUCCAGGCCCGGGGCACCUUCGAGGGCUGCAAGCAGAUGCCCUGCUUCGUCACCAACCUGCUGCAGGAGGUCUUCCCCUUCUCGGCCAUGUCUGAGAGCCGCCAGCUCCUUCCCUGCCCUGCUCUGCAGGGAGGGCCGGAGGAGGAAGAGCGGCAGCCUGGUUGCAAGAAGUCCCAGGCUAUGUAGUGGGGUGGAGAAAAAAGGAGAAGUUGUGGGAAAACCAGCAGAAAACCCCUCAGAGAAGGUGACCUGGGGUGUGCCAGAACUGCCUGGGGGAGCAGCACCAGGAAGAUCUGGGGCAGAUCCUUCCCAUGUUGGUCUGAGAGCAGAGCCACCCGAAUGAAGCCCGUGAUGGCAGCCCCCAGCCCCAGCAGGGCUCUCGGACCUGCUCAGCCCCCGAUCCUCUGCCACGGAACAGCUCCAGCAUCGUGAACAUAAUCUUAUCUCAGUGAACCCGCACAGGCCAUGGGACACAGGCCUUUUCCUUACAGAGGCUUUUCCUCUGAUGUUUACCUGCCCUACCCACAAUGAAAACACUGCUGCUGUGGUGUAAAGAUCACCCCCAGCUCGAGCUGUUUGUUCAUGAGGCUGCUUCUUGUUUAAGGCUUUAAAAAAUGAGGAGGGUGCUCAGCGGGACUUGCAGGCUGGCGGGUUAACUUGGGAUGGGGGUCGGGGUGUGGGUUUGGGAGCUUUGCUCAAAGCAGGGCUCAGUUCACAAGCAAGAACUGGCUCUUUGCAAGCCUCCUGUUCCACGGGAUGCACACGGGGUGGGCUGGGACCCCCAUGGGACCGAGGUAUUUGCUCAGCCUGCUCCUCCUGCACACCCCGGCGUGUCUGAGGCCCUACAGCAGGCAGGGGAUGCCCCCACCCGUGCCCCAGGGCUGAGCAGGUUUGUGCUCACACCUUAACUCGUUAACUCCGUGCCGCCUCCACCCGAGGGCCUCUCACAGAAAACCUGGCUGUAUCAGUAUUUCUCAGCUUAGCCCCGCAUAACUGGGCUCCAGUAAACAGAGCCCUGCCCAGCUCGCAGAUAAUUUGUGUUUCGCUGAGUGUUUUGCCCUUUCCUGGACUUUGAGACCUCCGUGGGCGUGCGGUGCUGCUGCCCCGACGCAACCCCACGCUCAGCACUCACCUGGGUCCCCACAUCACCGCCUCACCUCGAGGGACCUGCUGGGUUGCUGCUUCCCUCUACCUGUAGGAACAAAAUAGUUUUGAGGCCCUUAUGGCAACCCCAAAUCAGGCUGGAACUGAGCAAGGGGGUUGAGGAGUUGUUAGAGGAGCAUAAUCCUUAUUUCUUUGGGACAUCACCCUGAGGACGCCCAGCAGAACAGCACUGAUCUCCUCCUAGUAGGCUCAGGAGGGCGCUCCGCCUGACAGCCCACCAUGCGACCAAACAGAAUUUUUAAUUUCCUGCUUUCAGCCUUUUCUUUAAUUCUCUCAGCCAUGUGGUCAGGUGGGGGGAAAAAAAAGGCAAAAAAAAGCAGCCCUCCCUUUUCCUCCAGCCUUUCCCUUGCACACACUGCGGGGUCAGCCAAGCCGGAGGCGAGCGUAGCAGGGCGGAUUUUCACCUUUCACAGAAAAAGUGGAAGAAAGGGGAAAGUUUCUUCCAUGUGCUGCAGGAAGCAGCUGCAAGCGCUGCUCAGAGGUGCCCUCAGCAUCAGCAGCUCAGGCCAGUGGCAGCUUCUUCCCCCGUUCCAGCCUGGUCACCAGCAGCACCCUGCACAGCCUGGCCCUCCUCCCAUGGGCUCCCUCUUUCCCAGUCUGUCCCAGUCCAUUCCAGUUUCAGCAGCUGCGCUGGGUCCUGCUCAAGGAGCCUCCCUGUGGGAGAAGGAGGGAAUGCAACAGGACAAAUCUAAAAGCAUCGCUACUGCAGCCUCAGCUCCUCGCUAACCCCACAGCCUGAAGAGGGAAGCAAGUCCCGGGCAGGGAAGUGCCUGCUGAUCGCGAAGCCGAUCGUGAAACCGCCUGGAAACUUCUCACCCCGGCCGGCAGCUGAAGGCUGUCUCGGCUCGUUCCGGCUGUAGGGUGCUUGGUGACACGCUGUCUGAGUUUACCUGUGCGAAUCGAGGCUCCCCCACAAAGCCCGGAACAUAAAUCACAGCUCAAAGACUUUGUGGGUUUUCUACAGCUUUUUUUUUUUUUCAAAAGGAGGAACUAACCUGCACUGUCGCUGCCAGGUUUCAAAGAUCAGGCAAAUAACGCAAGCACCAAAAAAAUCAGAGGUGAAAACAGCGUAUUUUUGAAAUCAUUUAUUGACUUUACCACACAGAAAAAAGUACAAAGAAAUAUAAAAAUUCUGAUCCUUCAAAGCAAGGUGCGUUGCACUGCAGCAGAAAACAAACCAUUUGCUGAUUCAACCUGGCAAGGCAGCCGGCCUAACAGGAACAUUUGGCAAAAAUUACGUACCGACAGAUACCAUCCAUUGGAAAACGUCUUGUGUCCAAAGGGAAAAGGUUUCACGCACCUUGACCAGUUUGAAACACAUUGCAUAAACUCAAAUCCCAUUUUAAAAUUAAACAAAAACAGAAAUCAACAGAAGUCAUUCCCAGAGGUUUCACGCCGUUGCGUUACGGAGGCUGCUGCCAGGAGCAGGGCACCUGGGAGCUGCUGGGUAGGAGGAGGCUGAGCUGCGAGCCCCCCACCGCCACGUGAGCUCUGCCGGCCAAGGCUCCUGCCCUCGGUGCUGGCUCGGCCUCUCGGCGCCUUCCUGCUUUGCUGGAGCCACCAAGCAAGGUGACAGCUCCGGCAGAGACGUGAGGUUUGAUCUCAGCAACCUGGUAAAAAGCUCGUGCUGCUCUGCUCGGCACAACCUGGCAGUGGAACAGCGAUCGGGACACUUGAGGUCCUGCUAUCAGAAGCUUCAGCUUGCUAUCAACAGCCCAGUGCUCUCAGCAGGGGUGGGAUUUCCACCAGAACUUGGAGUGAGAGAGGACUGAAAGACAUCUGAAAAAACUCGUGGGAUAUAAAAGCAAGCAGGUUGUAAAAAAGCCUUUGUAAACUAUUCUUCAAUGUUUGUUUUUU
Anas platyrhynchos (mallard) is the source of this 4438-nucleotide messenger RNA. RefSeq names its product caspase-7-like. Gene Ontology annotation, biological process: proteolysis. NCBI's taxonomy places the organism in Eukaryota, Metazoa, Chordata, Aves, Anseriformes, Anatidae. The record is from RefSeq and is a predicted model, not a curated record. Gene Ontology annotation, molecular function: cysteine-type endopeptidase activity.